CUAGGCAGAGCGUUAUCGGCGGCAGAGGCAGCCAGAUCCAGCCUCCUCAAAGGAUCUGCCCCCCCCCCGACACACACACACCCCAACCUGCUGCAGCAUGGCUCGGGAGAGCCCUGCUCCUGCCUCUGGAAGAUGCAAAAAAGGAGCCCGUGGGGCAGGCGCAUCUCUCUCGCCAGAGGAAGAGCCAUAGCGUCCUUAGGGCACGGCAGGAGGAGAGGGGACGGCGGGCAGCGCACCCCAGCCCGCUCGCCCAGCAGCAGCAAGGAAAUCGGGGCAGGGCGCUCCGAGCGGCUUAGCCCGGGCAAAGUUUCCCAGGCGUGUGGGGGGCGCAGCUAGGCAGGCGAGAGCCCCACGCGUGGGAAGGAUCUGCGGCGGGUGAGCUGCCCGUGGAUGGCUGGUCCUUGGGGCUUCCCCGCAGCUCCUCUGCUCGAGGCAGGCACACCUGGAAAUUCAAGGCAGCACAAGCCCACUGAUCGUCUCACCAAUGCCAUGUGUGCUCAGUAAGGUGCGAGGUCCCCUGGGAGACUUGUAUCAACAUGUUCAGCGAAAAAAGCAGCACCUCUUUGUCCCAGAAACCUAGCCAGAAAAAGACCAGGCCCCAGGGGCUCCCAUCCCCUGCUCUCUGUUGUGCCUGUGGACUUUGCAUCAUGCUUGCCGGGAUCAACAUCACCCUGGUGGGAGCAUUCGCUUUUGGGACCUUCCUCCCCAUGAACAACCCCCCUAUCAUCAUUGGACCCAUCCUGCUGGUGGUUGCUUUUACGUUCUUCGGUGCCUGCUGCAUCUGUAGCCGGAGACCACCUGCCCAUGGGUCGAGGAAAUCCAAGCCAGGUUCCAACAUCGGGCUCAUCAAACCUGGCAACACAACCUUCGAGAUAGAAACCAGCGAGCACACGGUGCAGGACACCACCGCUGUGCAGUUGAGCCCAACCAACUCGCCUGUGUCCUCCAGAAAGUCCACGCCCGUCCAUGAGAACUCCAAGACCUGCAAACUCUUCACAAUGGAUGGCAAUGGGCCGGCGGCAAAAUACACAGCAGGAGGGGAGUCAAUUCAACUGAACUUGCCCAGAGACCUUAUGACAUCCUAAGUCAAGUCAGAGUGGUUAUUAGCAGCCAGGUGGGCACCACAGUUGGGUACGCCAUGAUCAGAUGGAUACAGCUGUUAGGAAGCAGCAAGCCUAUGAAAUCCUUUGGUGUGGCCAACUGAUAUGCUGACAUCUUAAAAACCAGUUAAGAAAGGAAAGGGAUGACAUGGUAAUUGGAAACGGUGGUGAGAAAUUCCAGCUUUUUUUCUGGAAUGGGUGCAUUUAUUUAAUGUUAUUAGAAACAAUGCUGUAACGAGGAAUCGAUGUGGCCCAGCUACUGGGAAAUUAGAGAUCUUCUUUUGGAAUUAAUUCAUUUCUUUAGUGCAACUUUUUAAAAAAAGUAAUGUCAUGAUUAGAAUUCAGUGCCACAGAGUGCUAACAAAUUACAGGUCUCUCUUUUUGGAAGGGAUGCAGUUAUUUAAUGUAAUAAAAAUGACCAGAGCAGUAAUUAGAUAUUGAUACCACCCAGUUGCUGGGAAAUUACAGAUCUUUGAGAUGAGGCUUUUGGGGGUUUGAAGAAUAAUACAUUUAUUUUAAUGCAAUUAAAAAUGCAACACAAAAAUGUAACUUCCACUUUUUAUCCUGUCUCAACCUUUCCUUUCUUUUUGACUUAUACUCUAACUCUAGCAGCCAGCAGAUGUCAAGUGCAGCAGGUAGCAUCAGCUGUUUUUCCUUCUGCAUAAUUUAGAUUCUGCUCUCAGUCCUGCUGUCUAACAUGCUACAUCACUUGAAAGGUCAGCUGUGCCUGAGUAUGUAGAGGCUGCAGGUGAUUGGUUUAGCCUGGCCUUGCAAUGGGUGGAGAGUAUCAGAAGGGGCAACCCAUAGACCUACUGGAAAAGGAAAUGGACUCAUGUGGAAAGAGGUUCCACUGAGCAACAGAAAUGGAGUGAGAUAAGAUGAUGCCCCUGAACCCCUUUUGAACUUUGGACCUGGAUUGGACAUAUCUACUUAGAGUCAGCAUUUAUUCGGGAAUGAAAAUAACAAUAAUGUCGUUAUUGUUAAAGUUGGUAGGGAAUUUUUCAGUGCAUCGGUUUCAGUGAAAAUUUCUUAAGGAAGGUUUCUCAGGUCCAGGAUGGAAUUUCUGGUGAGGGAGAGACCAGAAUAGCUUUCACCUGGGAUGUGGGGGAACCAAUUGCAAGUCCCUGAUUUGGAGCAGGGACUCAAAACUGCAUUUCCCACAUCCCAGACAGGUGCCCUGACCACCAGGUUACUGGUUAUUCCAUGGGCUCUGUCUGGCUUGUGGUUUCUCCAGCCAGCCCUACUUGCCAGAAGACAGGCCAACUGAUCUAGAAGAUGACCAAAGGGAUCUGCAUCUCCUCUCUUUAAAUGACUGUAAAUCCCACUGACAUUGAUAUGAGCUGUGUGUGUACAGUAAGAGGAGAAUACGUUCCCUUAAUAAGGGCACCAUGGUUCCCUAUGUUGUAAGGCAUUGGGAGGGUGGAAGGGAUGUUUGCUGGAGAGGACCCUGAAUCUAUGGAAGGGAGGAAGCAGUGUCCGUGUUGCCUGCUGCUGUGCAUGAAAGUUUCCAUCUGACUCUGGAUGCUCAGGGCUUCCUGGAUUUGGGAAUAGGAUGUACCUUGUAGCAGGUAGAAAAACAGAGCUGGGGAGCAGCUGCCGAAUGCAGCCUGCUUUCUUCUGACACACAAUUCAGUGGAAGGUAAUGCCAUGGUGAGCAGCAUUAAUCUGGGCUCUUGCUGUCCACUUUUCUUGGAGGUGAGUAAAGCACGGUGCAGCAGAGGUAGAUAGAGCUGUACUCUAGAGAUGAAGGGUCUGCAGGGUGGUUUAGAGAUGGGGGUUGUAGCUCCUUUUGCUCACUGACAGUAUUGCCAACCUGAAAUGUUCAAAAAUCAGGAGUCACGCCUGCCCAAACUCACAAGAGUGGCUCAGACAGCAUGAGAUUAUUUUAACAAAUAAUUAAUAUUGGAUUCUGUUUAAUCACCUUCUGGGCUUUAAGCCUUCGAGAGACAUGUUUUCAAGGUUUUUUUGCCAUAACCAAGAGAAAGAGACAGACUUUUUUUGAAAAAAAAAAAGCUGAGAUUCUCACAUAUUCACAUGACUCCAGGAGCUGGGGCUUUCAGAAAAACAUUAAAUAGUAUGAGACAGAUAUUACUAUCUUGAGAGUUGACAACAUUGCAUUAAUGUCCAGGUUCCAUGGGAUUUUGAGCUUGCCAUAUCUCCCUCCUAAGGGAAGCAUUUCAUGGAAUCUCUGAGAGUUUUUUUAAGACCUCCUUUCUCAAUGAGGGAUAGUGAUGUGUCUUGUCUUUAGCUCUUUACACAAUAUAUCUAAUAUGGAAAGACACAGGCCAAAUAACUGCAUUUACUAUGUUAGAGUGAGUCAGGAAAUGGGUUUUUCCAUGAACAUUUUCAAGUUUUCAAAAAAAAAAAUUCUGUCCUGAAAUGGAACAAAAAGUAAAUAUCUCAACAAUUUUCACAAUCUGAAAAUUCCCCCCCCCAAUGGUCAAUCAAAAUAUUUCAGUUAGAUUGUGAUCAUUUUUAUACUUUCAAAAUAAUAAUAAUUAGCUUAAAAUUUGAUACAAAAAGUCAUUCUGAAUGGGAAAACCGGAAUUGUUUUUUUUAGGAAAUGCCAAAAUGAAAGCUUGCAACAAUUUCAAACUUUUAUUUAAAAAAAAAUCAAGUUGAAAAAUUUGUCAAAACCAACCAUUGCCCAUGAAAAUUUUAAAUGUUGAUGCAUCGGCAUUUUCCUAUGGAAAAAACGUUCCCUGAAAAAUUCACAGCCAGCUCUACUGAACAUAAGAACGGCCAUAUAGGGUCAGACCAAGGGUCCAUCUAGCUCAGUAUCUUGUGUUCUGACAGUGGCUAAUGUCAGGUGCUUCAGAGGGAAUCAACAGAAUCGGUAAUCACCAAGUGAUCCAACAUAUAUAACAUGUCAGGCCUAACCACAUACAUAUGCUGUGGCAGAGGUCUGGUAGCUACAGAAAUAUGGAAGACAGUGAGGGUUCAAAAAUUACUUAAAGGACCACUAUCCUGUUCCUAUACUAUAGUAUCAUAGAAAUGUAGGGCUAGAAGGGACCUCAAAGGCCAUCUAGUCCAGCGCUCAGGCAUGGACCUGGGGCUUUAAGAUCAGUGGCCUUGGAGGAGCAUUUGCUGCUAUAGUUUUAAUUGCUCAGAACAGUAAGCCAACAAAACCAAGGUGACAAGAAAUGUACCAUGCUGCGCCAUGCAGCCAACUAUUAGCGCUGCAAACUAGCUCUUCCAGAUGACGGGGCCGUGCCGAGGGGCCGCCAGUCCCCCAAUGUUGUGCACAGCACACACCAGUAGGGGGCAGCGCAAGUUGCAGCAAUGGGAUUCCAAGAGGGCUGCCUACAUUGCAUGUCGCAAGCCAGCAGCCAGCAGGGAAGCCGUUUUCAAGAGGUGCCCAUAGAGCCUCAUCCAAAGCCCAUCAUACUCAGUGCAAGGCCCCCUCCACACACGUCAAUGGAUCAGGCUUUUCAUGAGCAGGAGGUAGAAUAAGAAGGGAAGGGGAGAGAGAGCAAAGGGGAAGAGAGCGCCCCCUACUGGUGAAAUUGACUGUAACCACUGCAUGUGAGUUACAAGUGCCGUGUAGUGGUUCUGCUUACAGCCCAUGCUGCGAUGGUGGGGAGGAACGUGCAUGUGUCCCACAUGCCCCCUCAGAGCUGCUGCUGAGGACCCCUAGCACAGCCUGUUGCUGUCAGGGUUGGAAUGUGUCAGUCAGACUCCUUAGUCCGUUCUAACUCCUAUGGGAUCUGCAGUCCUGCCACCUCAUUCUCCUGAGCAUUGGUUUGGUUGGCCUGGGCUGGGGAACACCAGCCUUCGAAGGGUUAAGGUGAGCACUUUUCUCUCGCAAAACCGAUCAGCCCUGGGAACAGACCCAUUUGUGUUUUUCCUGCCAUCGCUCUGUUCUCUAGAGGGGACGAGCAGCAGCCUAGGUGGGUCCCUCACUUCACGGGAUUUUCAGAGGAAGUCGGCACCUAUGUAACUUCAAGAGUUGUUAGGCAGAAGAGAAAGGAGGUAUUUGGGGCCUGAUUCAAAGCACACUGAAGCCACUGGAAAGACUCCCGUGGAGUUAAUGAGUGUUGAAUCAGGACCUUGGUGAACACUGAUUUGGAGGUCAUUCUAAGAGCAGGGAUGAGAUUGGAGGGAGCCACUUCCUAUCAUUUCUUGUUCAUUGGAUUAUUAAUAGGCAUGUUCCAAUAGUCAUGAAUGGACCCCAGCACUUUACAGAAGAAAGAAUAAAAUAUAGUCCUGGUCCCAAAGAGUUUUGACUAGGAUUUUCAGACAAUGAUAGUUGGACAUCAUUCAGCGGUAGGCAUGAACUGAAGAACUGGAUGUCAACCACAUCAAGGCAUAAUUCCAUGGCAGUUUAAUUUAGACCGUACUGACUCUUGGCAGAUUACUCCUCCCCCUGCAGCAAUUAGCUGCAUGCAGAAUUCAAAAUAGAUCCUUUUUCUAUGUGAAUGAAUUAACUAAGCAACAUUACAGCAGGGCUGACGGAAGGAGACAAAGCAAACAGAUUAGCAGGUGCAAAGCAUGGAACUUUCUUUAUUGGGUGUCAGGCACGGACAGGCCCAUCUGGUCACCAUCAUAAGGUUGGUAGGGCAUGAUACAUGGGGUGGGCACUGAUAGCAGUGGAAAUGGGGACAAAUCCGUAGGCCUCUGAUAGAGAACCAACGGAGGCCAUUGAGUCAAUAGAAGCCACAUGAGUUUCAACAGCUUUGGAUAUACAGAAAAGCCUAGCAUACUGGAAAUACUAUGUCGCUUUCGUUUAGUCUAGCCACUGACUUAGCACUUGGACUGCAGUCGGCUCUGGAAUAAUUCCAACACCAGGGUCCGCAUAACUACUGUCCAACAAUAGUCUUGCUAUAGAAACUGCCCUUAUAGCAGGCUGUUGCAGAUGGGAAGGGACGGUCCAGAGGUCAGGACACUAAUGUGGCACUUGGGAGACCUGGGCUCAAUUUCUUGCUCUGCCACAGACUUCCUGUGUGACCUUGGGCAAGUCAUGUAGCCUGUCUGUGUCUCAAUUCCCCAUCUGUACAGUAAGGAUGAUAGAUCUUUCCUAAAGCACAGUGGUGUGUGAGGACAACUACAUUAAAGAUGGAAAGGUGCUCAGCUGCUACAGGGAUGGGGGCCAGAUAAAGCACCCAAGACAGAAAGCUGGGUGGAUCCAAACACUCCUGAGCUCUGGGAAUGUUUGAAUCUGCAUGUGGCUUUGUGGCUCAGGCCUAGCGCCAUAUGAUAUAUUUUGGAGUUAAUGUCCUUGGUAAGAUCUCAGACAUCCACUUGAUUGUAUUUAAUAUCUCUACAGCAAACUCCCCUUUGGCACAUGAGAUCUGAUAGUCUGGGCUAAAAAUUUCCAUCAGUUUUGGUUGCUGUUCUGUUGAUACAUUUAAUACGGCAAAAUAUCCAUCUGCAAUUGAUUGGAUCUCAAACUCCAAGCUACCAAGUCUUCUUGGAACAUCACCCCACGGCCUAAAUGUAUUUCAUGGAGUUGUCUUUUUGUUCAGAUCAACACAGUUAUUGGGAUUGUUUGCCCCAGAUAUUUGGGGCAUACAAAUUACAAAAUCAACCAGUAUAUUAUACUUCUCCCUCUUCCCAUUUUCAAAAAAUGAAUAAUCUCAUUGGAGAGUGUAUUUUGGAUCAAGAUCAGCGUUGUGAAAUGUACCAUACAAGGUGUCACGGGCAAUAAAGUGGAAGCCAGUUAGGGCCUGCUACUAAUCCCAUAGAAGCAAGUGGCAAAACUCUCAUGGACGUCAAUAGGAGCAUGUGUAGCUUAGUGUUUUCUUAUUUGUCCAUAUUGCGGUAGGGCCUAGAAGCCCUACCCAAGAAUCAGGGUCCCAUUGUGCUCAGAGCUGUACACACAUAUAAUGCAGAGAUGGUCCUUGCCCCAUGGUAAAGUUAACUUUACAAUCUAGGUAUAAGACUGAAGGCAAAUGCAACAAACAUCAUGGGGAGGGGGACAAGGGAACAGUGAGACAAUGGUGUCCCUAGUCUCUGUUUGC
Dermochelys coriacea (leatherback sea turtle) is the source of this 7060-nucleotide messenger RNA. RefSeq names its product transmembrane protein 275 (gene TMEM275). Lineage: Eukaryota; Metazoa; Chordata; Testudines; Dermochelyidae. The coding region runs from base 537 to 1085 and encodes 182 amino acids. The record is from RefSeq and is a predicted model, not a curated record. The transcript is spliced from 2 exons.